Molecule: messenger RNA, 789 nt
Organism: Anopheles bellator
Lineage: Eukaryota; Metazoa; Arthropoda; Insecta; Diptera; Culicidae
Exons: 2
Coding region: 1-789 (262 amino acids)
Source: RefSeq, a predicted model, not a curated record
AUGUCACAGGUCGUACCCAAAUUCACCCCGAAGUUGGACGAAAUUCUCCUCGAAGAUGCCGAGCUCAUCGAGGCCAUGGAACCACCGGUCGAGCUACGGGACGGUGCGGUGUCCGGAUGUGGAACGGGCGAACGGUUGCUGAAGGCCACGGUCGACGGGCAGGAGCUGGAGCUACCGUUUCAGAUCCUGGGCCCGUGCACGGACACGAUUCCCCACCUGGACGAGACACAAAUUUCGCGGCUCCCGUUCAAGUGUCCGUCCGGGAAGUGCGGCGUGCACUGCUGCCUGUUCAUGCUGGCCACGCACAUCGCGUACGACCACCGGGAGGUCCUGAUCGAGCCGCUGUGGGUAGACGAGGUGAAGACGGUGCUCCUGGACCCGCUGCUGCCCAGUGUCGACAAACCACCGCACUGCCAGGCGAUGUUCCUGUUGGGUGGAAAAAUUAGAGGCCUUUGGGAUGGUCCGAGGCUCCGCGAUAGGUUGCCCUUCGAGCUGAUGUCGUCUAAAUUUUCGCUUCACGGAGCGGACCGGAUUGUCCUGUGGAUCACCGGCCCCGAUGCUGGUGGUAACGAGCGGCAGCGCUACACGCUCGAAGCGGGCCGCAAUGGACCCGGCCGGAUUCUUCUCUACGCGAUGGCGUUCAGUGGGACAAUCGUACCCCUUCAUGGGGCGCAGGAUGCCGAAGAGAUACAUCACGCCGGGGCCGGACUGGUGAUUCCCGUGCAGCACCUCGAGCAGCUCGUCGACAAGCGCACCAAGCUGCUGGAGGUCUGCGUGCACUUUCAUUGA